Tuber melanosporum (Perigord truffle) is the source of this 2193-nucleotide messenger RNA. RefSeq lists its product as uncharacterized. The record is from RefSeq and is a predicted model, not a curated record. NCBI's taxonomy places the organism in Eukaryota, Fungi, Ascomycota, Pezizomycetes, Pezizales, Tuberaceae. Gene Ontology annotation, molecular function: methylenetetrahydrofolate reductase [NAD(P)H] activity; FAD binding. Bases 1 to 1803 code for a protein of 600 amino acids. The transcript has 5 exons. Gene Ontology annotation, biological process: tetrahydrofolate interconversion. Gene Ontology annotation, cellular component: cytosol.
AUGGUUCACAUAGCUCCUAAGCUCGUGGCGGAGCACAAGAAGAAUGGGAGGCCUACAUUCUCUUUCGAAUACUUUGUUCCAAAGACAGCUCAGGGUGUUCAAAAUCUUUAUGACCGCAUGGACCGUAUGAACCAGCUUGGGCCUCAAUUCAUCGACAUUACCUGGAAUGCUGGUGGUCGUCUUUCUAAUUUGACUUGUGAAAUGGUCAAUGUCGCACAAUCGGUCUACGGAAUCGAGACAUGCAUGCAUCUUACCUGUACAGGAAUGCCCAAAUCCAAGGUUGACAAUGCCCUGAAGGAAGCUUAUAAAGCCGGGUGCACGAACAUUCUUGCCCUUCGCGGAGAUCCUCCUAGAGAAAACGAGAAGUGGGAGGCUGACCCUCACGGCUUCCGCUACGCUAAGGAUCUCGUAAAGUACAUUAAAUCAAAUUAUGGAAACCACUUUGACAUUCAUGUCGCCGGUUACCCGGAGGGAUGCGACGAUGGCACCGACCCAGAAUUGCUUCUUGAGCACUUGAAGGAGAAGGUGGAUGCUGGUGCCUCUAGCAUUAUCACUCAGAUGUUCUACGACGUCGACAUCUUUUUGGACUGGGUUAGAAAGUGUAGGGAUAUCGGUAUUACUGUACCUAUUAUUCCCGGUAUCAUGCCUAUCCACACAUAUGCUGCGUUCAUGAGGAGAGCUACUUGGACAAAGUGCCACAUCCCCGAGAAGUGGCUGUACCUGCUAGAGCCUGUUAAGAAUGAUGACGUCGCUGUGAGGGAUAUCGGGAGGGAUUUGAUGGUCGAGUUGUGCCAGAAGAUCAUUGACGCAGGGAUCCUACACCUUCACUUUUAUACUAUGAAUCUGGCAACCGCCACCCGCAUGUGUCUUGAGGGGCUUGGGCUCAUUCCCUCACUUCAAGAGCGCACCAAGGCUCUUCCCUUCCGCCCAUCUCUGGGUCUUAACCGAAAGGAAGAGAAUGUCCGCCCUAUCUUCUGGAAGAACCGUCACAUGUCCUAUGUUCAACGCACCCAGGAGUGGGAUGAGUUCCCUAAUGGCCGCUGGGGUGAUUCCCGGUCACCGGCUUUCGGGGAGCUGGAUGCAUACGGUAUUGGUCUGCGGGGCAGCAAUGAAGCAAACAUCAAGAUCUAUGGAUAUCCAAAGACAAUUCGGGACCUUGGCGAGCUCAUCAAGCAGUACCUCACAGGAAACCUUCCGUCAUUGCCUUGGUCUGAGGGAUACAUCAACUCAGAGGCCGAUACGAUUAGGGAUGAGCUUUUGAAGCUGAACGAGCGUGGUUUCUUGACCAUCAACUCCCAGCCUGCUGUUAACGGUGUGAAAUCUACCCAUCCUGUCUAUGGCUGGGGUCCCAAAAAUGGAUAUGUGUACCAAAAGUCCUACCUUGAGCUUCUAGUAUCCCCUGAGCAUCUCGCCGAGCUUAUCACUCGUAUCGAGAGGGAUCCAGAUUUGUCGUACCACGCUGUCGAUAAGAAUGGAACCCUCAAGACCAAUUCCAGCGAGGGCCCCAACGCCGUUACUUGGGGUGUAUACCCCGGCAAGGAGAUCAUCCAACCAACCAUUGUCGAGACGAUCAGUUUCCUCGCUUGGAAAGACGAAGCCUUCAGACUUGGUGACGAUUGGGCCAAGUGUUACGAGGCAGACAGUGCAAGCAGGCACUUGAUCCAGGAGGUCAUGGAUACUUGGUUCUUGUUGAACAUCGUUGACAACGAUUUCUACCGGAGCGAGAAAAUUUACAGGCUCUUUGACGGCAUGGAGGUUCCCAACAUGGAUGAGAGCCUCAUCGAUGGCCUAACCUCAGCUUAAUAGCCUUUCCUUGUUUACCUUUUUCAUCUUCCAUAUCCCCCUCUCUAAGGGGGAAAAAAUAUCGGAGUUUUAGAAGUGACUAGCGGAGCUGAGGUUUAGAUUUUUAACUAAAAAUUAUCCUUUCCCUAUCUUUCCCUUUCCCGUCUCUUUGUUUUGCUUGUUGGAGGGGGGACACGUACUAUGGAGGACAAACUUCAACAUGUUUGGCCGGUGGUGCAUGGGAAUGGGUUUCGGAGGCGUUUUGUGUGAUUUUCAAGCGGAUUGGGCGUAGGUGGAUGUUGUUUCAACACGUAUGUAGGGUUGGGUUUGAUUUUUCAGUCUCUGUGUCCGGCCCGCUUGCUCCUUCGUCUGUUUGUAACGGGAUAAUGUUACUGGGAGGUUAUAUCUGGG